Molecule: messenger RNA, 3616 nt
Organism: Perca fluviatilis (European perch)
Lineage: Eukaryota; Metazoa; Chordata; Actinopteri; Perciformes; Percidae
Product: GATA zinc finger domain-containing protein 14-like
Exons: 6
Coding region: 117-3476 (1119 amino acids)
Source: RefSeq, a predicted model, not a curated record
ACAGGACAGUACACCCUGAGAUGGACGCCAUCUGAACAAGAAGAUGGAGAAAGCCACCCGAUCUGCUUUGUUGUCCAGGCAGUUUCCAAUUCGACCAAGUAUCACUCUGAGCUCCGAUGCGUCAUUCUGAGUGUUGGAUACGACCCAAGAGUGACCAUUUGUCCAACAACUACACCAGUAGUUACAACCACCAUAACUACACCAACCACACAAAGCACAACCAUCGCAAAAACUACCACAUUGACCAUGAAUACCAUCACUACCCCACCUACAACAACCAUACAGACAACAACCACAAAUCCCCCAACAACUACCCCAUUAACCACAACAAUGAUCACAACAGUAACUACCCCACUGACCACAACAACCAUCACUACGCCACCUACAACUAUACAAACAACAACCACAGGUCCCCUAACAACUACUUCAAUAACCACAACAACCGUUACAACAACUACCCUAUUAACCACAACAACCAUCACUACCCCACCUACAACAACUACACAAACAACAACCACAGGUCCCCUAACAACUACUUCAAUAACCACAACAACCGUUACAACAACUACCCCAUUAACCACAACAACCAUCAGUACGUCACCUACAACAACCAUACAGACAACGACCACGAAUCCCCCAACAACUACCCCAUUAACCACAACAACCAUCAGUACGCCACCUACAACAACCAUACAGACAACGACCACGAAUCCGCCAACAACUACCCCAUUAACAACAACAACCAUCAGUACGCCACCUACAACAACCAUACAGACAACGACCACGAGUCCCCCAACAACUACCCCAUUGACCACAACAAUGAUCACAACAGUAACUACCCCAUUGACCACAACAACCAUCACUACGCCACCUACAACUACACAAACACCAACCACAGGUCCCCUAACAACUACUUCAAUAACCACAACAACCGUUACAACAACUACCCCAUUAACCACAACAACCAUCAGUACGCCACCUACAACAACCAUACAGACAACAACCACGGAUCCCCCAACAACUACCCCAUUAACCACAUCAACCAUCAGUACGUCACCUACAACAACCACACAAACAACAACCACAGGUCCCAUAACAACUUCUUCAAUGACCACAACAACCAUCACUAUGCCACCUACAACAACCAUACAGACAACAACCACGAAUCCGCCAACAACUACCCCAUUAACCACAACAACCGUCAGUACGCCACCUACAACAACCAUACAGACAACAACCACGAAUCUGCCAACAACUACCCCAUUGACCACAACAACCAUCAUUACAUCACCUACAACAACUACACAAACAACAACUACAGGUCCCCUAACAACUACUUCAAUAACCACAACAACUAUCAGUACGCCACCUACAACAAACAUACAGACAACGACCACGGAUCCCCCAAUAACUACCCCAUUAACCACAACAACCAUCAAUACGCCACCUACAACAACCAUACAGACGACCACGAAUCCCCCAACAACUACCCCAUUAACCACAACAACCAUCAGUACGCCACCUACAACAACCAUACAGACAACAACCACGGAUCCCCCAACAACUACCCCAUUAACCACAUCAACCAUCAGUACGUCACCUACAACAACCACACAAACAACAACCACAGGUCCCAUAACAACUUCUUCAAUGACCACAACAACCAUCACUAUGCCACCUACAACAACCACGAAUCCGCCAACAACUACCCCCUUAACCACAACAACCAUCAGUACGCCACCUACAACAACCAUACAGACAACAACCACAGGUCCCCUAACAACUACUUCAGUAACCACAACAACUAUCAGUACGCCACCUACAACAAACAUACAGACAACGACCAUGGAUCCCCCAAUAACUACCCCAUUAACCACAACAACCAUCAAUACGCCACCUACAACAACCAUACAGACGACCACGAAUCCCCCAACAACUACCCCAUUAACCACAACAACCAUCAGUACGCCACCUACAACAACCAUACAGACAAUAACCACGAAUCUGCCAACAACUACCCCAUUGACCACAACAACCAUCAUUACAUCACCUACAACAACUACACAAACAACAACCACAGGUCCCCUAACAACGUCUUCAAUAACCACAACAACUAUCAGUACGCCACCUACAACAAACAUACAGACAACGACCACGGAUCCCCCAAUAACUACCCCAUUAACCACAACAACCAUCAAUACGCCACCUACAACAACCAUACAGACGACCACGAAUCCCCCAACAACUACCCCAUUAACCACAACAAUGAUCACAACAGUAACUACCCCAUUGACCACAACAACCAUCAGUACGCCACCUACAACAACCAUACAAACAACAACCACGAAUCCGCCAACAACUACCCCAUUAACCACAACAACCAUCAGUACGCCACUUACAACAACCAUACAGACAACGACCACGAAUCCGCCAACAACUACCCCAUUAACCACAACAACCAUCAGUACGCCACCUACAACAACCAUACAGACAACGACCACGAAUCCGCCAACAACUACCCCAUUAACCACAACAACCAUCAGUACGCCACCUACAACAAACAUACAGACAACGACCACGGAUCCCCCAACAACUACCCCAUUAACCACAACAACCAUCAAUACGCCACCUACAACAAACAUACAGACAACGACCACGGAUCCCCCAACAACUACCCCAUUAACCACAACAACCAUCAAUACGCCACCUACAACAACCAUACAGACGACCACGAAUCCCCCAACAACUACCCCAUUAACCACAACAACCAUCAGUACGCCACCUACAACAACCAUACAGACAACAACCACGAAUCCGCCAACAACUACCCCAUUAACCACAAUGAUCACAACAGUAACUACCCCAUUGACCACAACAACCAUCACUAUAUCACCUACAACAACCAUACAGACAACGACCACAAAUCCGCCAACAACUACCCCAUUAACCACAACAACCAUCAGUACGCCACCUACAACAACCAUACAGACAACAACCACAAAUCCGCCAACAACUACCCCAUUAACCACAACAACCAUCAGUACGCCACUUACAACAACCAUACAGACAACAACCACGAAUCCGCCAACAACUACCCCAUUAACCACCACAAUGAUCACAACAGUAACUACCCCAUUGACCACAACAACCAUCACUAUAUCACCUACAACAACCAUACAGACAACGACCACGAAUCCGCCAACAACUACCCCAUUAACCACAACAACCAUCAGUACGCCACCUACAACAACCAUACAGACAACGACCACGAAUCCGCCAACAACUACCCCAUUAACCACAACAACCAUCAGUACGCCACCUACAACAACCAUACAGACAACGACCACGAGUCCCCCAACAACUACCCCAUUGACCACAACAAUGAUCACAACAGUAACUACCCCAUUGACCACAACAACCAUCACUACGCCACCUACAACUACACAAACAACAACCACAGGUCCCCUAACAACUAGUUCAAUAACCACAACAACCUUUACAACAACUACCCCAUUAACCACAACAACCAUCAGUACGCCACCUACAACAACCAUACAGACAACGACCACGAAUCCCCCAACAACUACCCCAUUAACCACAACAACCAUCAGUACGC